ACAGAAAAGUGAGUUAGAGAGAAGUCCAAGUUUGAAGUUUGGGGAUUAAUGGGUUAUUGUGAGAGUUGGGGGAUCCCAAAACACAAAACAAUGCAUUAAACAGUUGCAAGGAUCAUAUUCAUACGGAACAAGCUUCGAAUCUUCCCCUUUGAUUCGAUGCACCAUAAACCCCUCUUCUCGUCAAUCAUACCAACCCAUUAACCCUUCUUCUUCAAAAACAUCAUCUUUCUUCUUUUUCUUUUCUUAUUGUGAAGGAAGAAGCUGUAACUAAUAACAUUCUCCUCAUGAAACCUCUUUAUCGUCACAUUCUUAUCGUUCUCUCUGUUCUCUGUGCUGUCGUUUUGCAAUUCUUCGUGACUCUCUUCAGCUCCAAUGAUGUAUCAUCACAGCCACUGCCACCGAUCUCACGAAUCCCUCUUCUCAAACUCCAUCAUCAUCUACCUCAACAGCAGCAACAACUCAAGGCUCUCCCUUCACCAUCAUCUUCACGAUCCCUUCUCUCUCUUUCUCCCAAGCCAACUACAGCACUGGUUGCUGCUUUAGAUGGGACUAUGUAUUUGGUGGACAAACAGGAGAAUGGCCCCACAAGAGUGAUAUGGUCGUUCUCAACUGGAUCUCCAAUCUACCAUUCAUAUCAAGCUCCUAUUCACAAGGAUAGCGGUAAAGAAAACAGAUCUACAGCAAGAAUCAGCGGGUCUGUGGAAUGCGGGGAUGACUGGUCACUGUACAUGCAUGAUAAACACUUUGGUAAAAUGAAAAUCUCAGAAUCAAUUGCAGAAUAUGUUGCUCGUACGCCUACCUUUUCAGAUGAUGGAGCAGUUACACUUGGAUCCAAGAGAAGCACUUUGUUUGAAGUUGAUGCUAAAACCGGAAGGAUCGUUCAAACCCAUAGUAUGUCUGAUUCUGAUAAUUCUUCUACAUCUUGGAGUGAUGACAAGAAGAGUGAUACAGAUAUCCUUAUAACAAAGAAAAAGGAUCUUGCUAAUCCUACGGAGCUGAAUUCGCCGGAGUUGCUACUCAAGAUAUUUAGGACAGAUUAUUCUCUUCGAUCUGUUGGUCCUAGUUCAGGAGUAGUUUUGUGGACUAUGACUGUAUCCGAAUUCGAGGCUGUAUUAUUAUGCCAACAUACUUCAUUUGAUGCCGAUGAUGAGUAUGUUUCUGUCGGUGAGCUUGGUUUUGCGAUGCCAUAUCCAUGUCAAGAGAUCCAACCAGUCUUUCGCUUGCGUAAGAAUUUUAUACUAGAACCCUCAAUCACUGAAAGGUUACCUGGUUCUGAUCAUGAAAACAAUAUGCUUUUGAUGCCUGCGUCGGAUUUGAUGCUUCCUUCACAAGCAAAUUUUGAAAAAUUAAAUAUCGAUGAUGGUAAUAUGAUGCUUCCUUUGCCAAUACCAAAUUCUUUGCCUUCCCCGAAACCAAAAAUUGUCUAUCCAAGCCGAAUGCAUGAAUGGUCAACACCAUUACGUUUUAUGAUGCUUAUGGUUUUGGGCUUUGUCCUCUAUACUCUAGUGGUUAAAAGUAAAGAUACGCCAAAGGAUCAAAACCAGUCUGAAUCGAAAAUUUUGCCUGCUAAGAAAAAGAAGACACGAAAGUCAGGAAAGAACAAUGUAGCAGUUGACAAAAAGGAAAAACAUCUGUCCUCCGAAGAGGAGGAUGUGCUGAUGCGAAAGGAUCUCGACAUAGAAGCAGGCAGGUGGAUGCAAUUUAACCAAAUUGACCAAGGUGUUGACGGACGCAAGGUUGGUAAACUGCUUGUGUCAAAUAAAGAAAUUGCUAAGGGAAGCAAUGGCACCAUUGUCUUUGAGGGAAUAUAUGAAGGUCGGGCAGUUGCUGUCAAGCGUUUGGUCAAGACUCAUCAUGAUGUAGCAUACAAAGAAAUCCAAAAUCUGAUUGUAUCUGAUCAUCACCCAAACAUUGUUCGAUGGCAUGGGGUAGAAUAUGAUCAAGAUUUUGUUUACCUUGCUCUGGAACGAUGUACAUGCAGCUUGGAUGAUUUUAUUCAAAUUUAUUCGGAUAUAUCAGAUAACCCUCUGUUUAGGAAGAACCAAGCUUUCAAGUCUUCUAUUGAGGCCCAAAUUGAUAUGGGGAAGGAUAAUAUGCAUGGUCUGUGGAAAGCCAAUGGCUAUCCAUCACCUCUAUUACUGAAAUUGAUGAGAGAUGUCGUUUCUGGGAUUGUUCAUUUGCAUGAACUAGGAAUAAUACAUCGUGAUUUGAAACCCCAAAAUGUUUUGAUAAUCAAGGAAAGAUCCUUGUGCGCAAAGCUUUCUGAUAUGGGCAUUAGCAAACGCCUCCCUGAAGAUAUGUCUGCUUUGGGUCAUAAUGCUACUGGAGCUGGCAGUUCAGGUUGGCAAGCACCAGAACAACUUGGUCAAGGACGCCAAACACGGGCCGUAGAUUUAUUUAGCUUAGGUUGUGUCCUCUUUUUCUGCAUGACUGGGGGGAGACAUCCAUUUGGAGAACGGCUUGAACGCGAUGUUAAUAUUGUGAAAAACAGAAUGGAUCUUUUCUUAGUGGAGUUCAUUCCUGAAGCAGAAGAUCUAGUUUCUAGUUUAUUGAACCCUAACCCUGAUAUAAGGCCAAAGGCAAUUGAAGUAUUGCACCAUCCAUUUUUUUGGAGUCCAGAAAUGAGACUGUCAUUUUUACGCGAUGCCAGUGAUAGAGUGGAACUAGAAGAUAGGGAGACUAAUUCUGUUCUUCUGAACGCAUUAGAAAGCAUUGCUACAGUCGCAUUAGGUGCGAAAUGGGACGAAAAGUUGGAACCAGCCUUUCUUACUAACAUUGGUCGAUAUCGACGGUACAAGUAUGAUAGUGUUCGAGACUUGUUGCGCGUCAUGAGGAACAAGCUAAAUCAUUAUAGAGAGUUGCCUCAAGAAAUCCAGGAACUUGUGGGAACUGUUCCGGAAGGAUUCAACGAAUACUUUGCAAGCCGAUUCCCAAGGCUAUUAAUCGAAGUGUAUAAAGUUAUAUCCAAGUAUUGCAAAGAAGAACAAUGUUUUGAGAGGUAUUUCAAGAACCUUAAUUAGUGGCUUCAUCUAUUCAUUUGCCCCUGGUACCUAAAGAAUAUAUGAAUUAUCAACUAGGCAAAGAAUGCUGUUGUACUCUUAAAAUUACAUGUAACAUAAUGUAUUUAUGUUCACAAUGGUUAAUGUAAAUCUAAUCCAAAGUUACAGCUUCAUAAUUGUUAUUUCUUUUCAA
This is a messenger RNA of Arachis stenosperma, 3192 nucleotides long. Its product is annotated as serine/threonine-protein kinase/endoribonuclease IRE1a. Lineage: Eukaryota; Viridiplantae; Streptophyta; Magnoliopsida; Fabales; Fabaceae. The transcript is spliced from 7 exons. Gene Ontology annotation, biological process: intrinsic apoptotic signaling pathway in response to endoplasmic reticulum stress; protein phosphorylation; IRE1-mediated unfolded protein response. Gene Ontology annotation, cellular component: IRE1-TRAF2-ASK1 complex. The record is from RefSeq and is a predicted model, not a curated record. Gene Ontology annotation, molecular function: protein serine/threonine kinase activity; ATP binding; RNA endonuclease activity. Bases 285 to 3020 code for a protein of 911 amino acids.